Notolabrus celidotus (New Zealand spotty) is the source of this 3738-nucleotide messenger RNA. It is a transcript of the gene st8sia5, whose product is annotated as ST8 alpha-N-acetyl-neuraminide alpha-2,8-sialyltransferase 5. Bases 569 to 1981 code for a protein of 470 amino acids. Gene Ontology annotation, biological process: oligosaccharide metabolic process; N-glycan processing. Lineage: Eukaryota; Metazoa; Chordata; Actinopteri; Labriformes; Labridae. The transcript is spliced from 9 exons. Gene Ontology annotation, molecular function: alpha-N-acetylneuraminate alpha-2,8-sialyltransferase activity. The record is from RefSeq and is a predicted model, not a curated record.
CCCCCCUCCUGCAUUUCAGUCACGCAGCCUCGCUCAGAUUUGAGAUGAAGCAUGGAGGUUGUGUUUUUUCCUCUGUCGCAGCUCGUAGCCUUGUAGCUUUAAUCUAAAAAAAAUUACAAAACCGCGUUUGACAUCGAUCUGCCUUUGCUUGGUGUACCUCGAGGAACAUUUAUUUAUGCGCAAAUACUCACCGAAGCUCGUAAUUUAGGGAUAAUCUGCAUUGCUCUCAUCCAAUCGAGGGACUGCACCUCACCGACGAGAACACAACAUCUUCACAUGCAUUUUUUAAAUCUGCACUAGGACGUUGUCUUUUGCAACACCCGUGCGUUUUCGAAUUAAAGGUCAAAUAUCAAUUUAGCUGAAUUUAGACCCUGAAUGGUUUGCAAUUAAGAUCGCAGUCUGCGAUGCUUUUCAUUCAGCACCACGAUGCUGCGGUAUGAGAGCAGGAAAGUAGCCUAGAGAAGGUGAUGGACAAUGUGCUGUCCAGCAGGUACAAAAAGGCAGCGGCGCUCAUGGUCCUGAAUGCAGCGGAGAGAGACACCUAACCGGGUGUCACCGUUAGCCCUGGAUGCUGCGAAAAAGAAUGGGAUACGCCGACCCAUCGUCGGGUAAAGACAUACUUGGCAAUAGAUCACUUUGUUUUAUAUUUAUUUGUGCAUUUGGACUCGUCACACUAUUGCAGCAGAUUCUUUAUGGGAAAAACUACAUUAAGAGUGCGCAACAGUUUAGCCGACUCAAAGGGGACGAGACAGGAAAUUGGACCGGUCCUGUUAAUUUCUCGGAUGACGGAGCUGUGAAGCCUGCCAGAAAUGGAAGGAAAAGAUGUUUCCGUCAGAAUUUUCAGCCAGAUUCACAGAUCUCCGUAAUAGUCACACCCUGCCUAGCUGAUAUUAAGAAGAAAAAAAAACGCCCUCAAAGGUAUCUGGGAAACUAUGAUGGAUCUUUUGAAUACAACUCAACAGCAUGUAGGGAACUCAGACAGGAAAUCAUGGACGUCAAAGUCUUGACAAUAAACUUCAAACGGAAAAUAACUGGCCAUGGGUAUCCUCCCUUAUCCCACAAGUCUCUCCUGUCUGGCAGGGUGAAAACAUCAGAGCUGUUUGAGAGAUGGCGGAACCUGCAGGUGUGUAGGUGGGAGCAGAACAAGGAGGAAACCAGCAAUUUUAAGAUGUCUUUGUCUCGCUGCUGUAAUGCUCCCUCCUUUCUAUUCACCACCAAGAGGAACACUCCUGCAGGGACCAAGCUGAGAUAUGAGGUAGACACAAGUGGUAUCCUUCCCAUCACCACCGAGGUCUUCAAGAUGUUCCCAGAUGAUAUGCCAUAUUCCAAAUCCCAGUACAAGAAAUGUGCUGUAAUUGGAAAUGGUGGUAUCAUCAAGAACAGCAAAUGUGGAAAGGAAAUUGACUCAGCAGAUUUUGUGUUCAGGUGCAACAUACCACCCAUUAAUGAGAAGUACACCGCUGAUGUUGGCACUAGAACAGAUCUGGUGACAGUAAAUCCAAGUAUUAUUACUGAGAGAUUUCAGAAGCUGGAGAAAUGGCGGCGACCGUUUUAUGAAGUCCUACAGAAUUAUGAGAACUCCUCAGUGGUACUUCCUGCCUUCUACAACACCCGUAACACUGAUGUAUCUUUCAGAGUCAAGUACAUGCUGGACGACUUUGACUCCCAGAGAGGCGUGUUCUUCUUCCACCCGCAGUACCUCCUCAAUGUGCAGCGUUUCUGGGCAGUGCAGGGUGUCCGAGCCAAACGCCUCAGCAGCGGUCUGAUGCUGGUGACAGCCGCCUUGGAGAUGUGCGAGGAAGUCCACCUUUAUGGCUUUUGGGCAUUCCCCAUGAACCCCUCUGGCAUCUUUAUCACUCAUCAUUACUAUGAUAACGUCAAGCCAAGGCCGGGCUUCCAUGCGAUGCCCCAUGAAAUUUUCAAUUUUAUUCACAUGCAUACACGUGGGAUCAUCAAUGUACACACAGGGCAAUGCACGUGAUCCCCUAAAUCAUCUGUUUUGAAGUGGAAACUCAACAUUUUUCAUUUUAAAUUUGUUUCAAAUCUGGUUUACCUGUUAAAUUGUACUGGUUGUUAGCCAAAUAUUUAAAAAGAUAGUUAGUCUUCACUUGUGUUCACUUCCGUUUUUUCUGUUUCAACAACACAUUGAGGGUUGCCUGCUUUAAAGCCAACAUUACUUUGAUUUUCAUUGUGAAAUUUAAGUUAUUUUAUGUAGCCAAUCAAAACCUUAAAGGUUUAUCUCAGAAUCUUACCACAGGAUGCUUGUUUUUAAUGUGAAAAGUGGUCUUCAUAGUGAUGUUGUUUCUGUGAAGUUUUCUAGUGGCUCUGCUGUACAGAGGUGUUGUUUUCUACUCAACGUUGCACAGAUAUUUACGCCGAAAUGGGCCCCACUGGGUAUUGUGACCCCUCAUUUCCUUUCUCUUCUCUCUUUAUCCCUGACACUCUGUGGCUGUGGCAGCUUUUAAUGUUUGUGUUAAAAAAAACAACUUGAUAUUAAGCUAAUAUUCAAAAAAAAAAAAGGAAAAAAACGAACUUGUAACAUUCAGUUGUCUACUUUUGUAAUCUAUUUCUUAUUCACUAGAGUUGCUGGGAGAAUAUUUCAAAAUACUACAAAAAUGGCCUGUUAUCAGUGGUACUCUCUUUUUCCUAUUAAAAAAAUACUUCCAAAGUUUCUGGCUAAGAAAAUGUGUGCAAGAAAAGAUGAGAUGGAGGAUAUUGACAACAGCCAGAAAAAUAUAAUGUACAAUUUCGAAUUAGGCCACCUAAUUCGCAAAUAUAGCAAUGGUAAGCACCCAGCCUCUCUUCGUUAUUCAUGUCUUAAAACCAUGCUGCCUUAUAAGAAAACAACCCCCUCUAUAUGAUAUGCAAUGCACCUUUGUGUUUUGCUUAUCUCUAAUACAUAAAUACAAAACUAAAUCUUAGUUUGUCUCUUGAAUCGGAAGAGGGUUAAGACUCUGUAAGGUUUAGAAAAUCUUGUGCUUUUCUCAGCCUAUAAUCUACUGGAAUUAGUGAAGUCUCACUGUAAAGUCCAUUCAUAACCAUGUAAUGCUCUGCAUGACUUUACUCUAUACUUGGCUUUGUGUGUGCCUGCUUCAAUGAUCACUAAGAUAUGUUUACACUUCAGCCUCCACGGAAGUUCACAAUACUUUUGAAGAUACAAACACAGACUUUUCCACAGAGCGAUGGACAGAUUAAGGUACAUUUUAUAAUAGGGGAUGCAUGAUCAAAGAAUGAAGAAUGGUUGCUACCCUUUUUGUGAGAUGCUAGGACACUUGUAGGACUACUUCCCCAUAAAACUGUAGAAAUUCAAUUUAUUAAUUGUCAAGCACUAGCUUGCCGUGCAGGUUUCUCUUUCAGUAUGUUGCACACUCCAAAAGAGACUGUGUACUUUUUUUUUUUGCCACUUAUGUGUUCCUGCUCGGCUGUGCAGCUGUCCAUUUUUACUUUAGUAUUCAAAGGACAUCAUUUUGCUUUAGAUUUAAACAUGCUCUUUCUUUUGUCUACUCAGACUUUUUGUGUGCUAUUGCACAGCAGACAUAGGUUCAACAAAUUUAAAUACACCCUUUGGCUUGACCACUUAAUAGAUGUAAAACCACAAGUGAAUCAAGAAUGGAAAAGGAAUAAAAUUGGCCUGUGUGCUGAAUGGUGUUGAUAUAUAACACAGUGCUUCUUUACUGACUCUUGAUCAUUCUUUAUACUGUAUUGUUUUUGUAAAUAAACUUGUUUGGAUUUUCUUAA